AUGCGUCAGUCAUUAUUGUGCGGUAGUGCUUCGUCGGCCUCCACCGUGGCUGAAAGAUACACGCGGGCGACGGACGGACAGACUUGUGUACAACAAGCGUGUGAUUUCUUCCCUGGUGUUUUUGGGUUCCGUCACAUUCCACCGAGCGCCGCAGUACAAUGUUUCCACCCACCGCGUUGUGAAGACACCCACUGGGUUUCGUCGCUCGCAACGGCCGCUCGGAUCGCCGGUCGACGU
Iphiclides podalirius (scarce swallowtail) is the source of this 237-nucleotide messenger RNA. The record is from the annotation of a GenBank genome assembly. Lineage: Eukaryota; Metazoa; Arthropoda; Insecta; Lepidoptera; Papilionidae.